AUGCAAGUUCUCAUAAUCAUCCGGUUACAUGCCAUGUAUCUGGGAUCCAGCAGGAUGCUCAUGAUUCUUGUUGUAAUUUUCGUGCCUGUCACGGUCGCCUGCGCAGUGAUGAUAAUAAUAUCAAUCAGUCACACUCCAGGGGAGGAAUACAUCCUCUCCGGGACUUACCAGUGCACCUAUGUCUGGGAGGGAAACACCCGAAUUAUAGGUUGUAUGGCCUGGGCACUGUACACUAUGUGGGAGACCCUCGCACUGUGUCUUGCAGUCUGGAUUGCUGUAACACACCUCCGUGAACUGCAACAACUAUCGAAUGAAUGGACUAUAAGAGACUGCUUCAUGGUGUUGAUGAAAACCCACGCAGCUUACUUUGUAAGCUUUGCCACUGUUUCUUGCUUCCAGCUUGUUUAUAACUCCUCGACUAUUGAUGCAUCCUCCAUGGGAUACAUAUUUGCUGUUCUUGAAUCCUUCUGGAGCUUGCAGUUAUUUGUGCUGGGUCCACGCCUCAUCCUUAGCGUUCGAGAAUAUCAUGCCAAGCUCAUAGCCGACUCCAAUCCAGAAACAGGCAUAUCUACGAUUGCUUUCCAGGAGCAUGUCAGCGUGUCAUGCCGGUCAAUUGACAAUGAUACGUAG
Molecule: messenger RNA, 630 nt
Organism: Suillus plorans
Lineage: Eukaryota; Fungi; Basidiomycota; Agaricomycetes; Boletales; Suillaceae
Exons: 4
Coding region: 1-630 (209 amino acids)
Source: RefSeq, a predicted model, not a curated record